AUGGCCGCAGUUGGGAACGACCGCUAUUUCCAUUUCCAUGCCCCCUACGCACAGCAGAAGUACCGCAACAUCUCCUGCUUCUGGGAAACACAACCCUCAGGCUGUGCGAGGAUCAAUUGCGCCUUCCAUCAUAGCAAGCCUCGUAAUAUAAAUGGACUUUUUUUGCCACCUAGUAACAAUGUCCCAUUGCAAGAGGGUGUCCAAGAAGGGAUUCUACAUCCAACCCUUCGUCGAGAAUCACUCAGAAAGCGAGAGAAUAUUUUACCACCAAUUCACCCUCCACUGAUUAUAAAUGUCAACAGCGAAGAGGAUGAAGAGGACGAUGAAGAGGAA
This is a messenger RNA of Gavia stellata (red-throated loon), 333 nucleotides long. RefSeq lists its product as uncharacterized. The record is from RefSeq and is a predicted model, not a curated record. The transcript is spliced from 3 exons. The annotation marks the transcript as partial. Lineage: Eukaryota; Metazoa; Chordata; Aves; Gaviiformes; Gaviidae.